AUGGACUCGGAAGAUAUAGUAAAUCAAGUUCUUGAAGAAAUCAGGCAGUCCAUAACAAUGAUCUCGGAAACUUUUAACAAAGAUAAAGAUGAAAACUCUUCUAUAUACAACUUUUCUAUUUCAUCAUUAUUGGAAUAUUGUGAAAUCCAUAUUGUAGAUGAGUUACCAUCUAUACCUUCAUACUCUAAUGAAGAAAUAUGUAUGAUACCCUGUCAAGAAUUGAAUAAUGAAAACUAUGAAAAUAAUUGUAAUAAUCCAUCAAGUAUCAUAUUAAUGUCCUCUUUAAUAUCAGAUUCUAUAGAUUCUUCUAGUACUGAUACCUACAUAGCCCCUUUUAUUACUCAGGAAGAUUAUGAAUCAACAAGUGCCGGUAGUUGUAUUUCUGAUGACUCAGAUAUUGAAAAUAUUGUUUAUGAUGAAUCAAUAAAUAUUCACUCAUCUACUAUACCAAAUCGAAAUUUUAAUGAAGGUGAAUUACUAUCUUCUCAAAGGUGUAUUAAUAUUUUUAAAAGGUCAUUUAUGGAAUUAGCUAAUCAACAUGAUUCCACAAAUAUAUCUAAUACAAAUAACUAUCGAUGUAAUAAUAAUUAUAAACUAUUAAAAUAUGAUCACAAUUACAAUUGCAUAAAUAAUAAUACCGAAAAUAUAAGUAAUUGCUACUUUUACCCAGAACUAGACUAA
Messenger RNA from Cryptosporidium muris RN66, 681 nucleotides. RefSeq lists its product as uncharacterized. The transcript has a single exon. Lineage: Eukaryota; Apicomplexa; Conoidasida; Eucoccidiorida; Cryptosporidiidae. Bases 1 to 681 code for a protein of 226 amino acids. The record is from RefSeq and is a predicted model, not a curated record.